AUGCGCUACAUUGAUAUGUUCCAGGAUGUCACAUCUCUGCAGAUCGCAUUAGACGAUUGCAGGAAGUUGCUGGCUGAUAGCGAGGUAAAGCGUCGGUUCAAUGGCUCCAUCAACGCCACCGUUUUGGUGACGAAGCCCGGCGUGCAGAACAUCGAAGGCUGGAAGAUGCAAGUCGACAACUCUCGACGGCGAAUCGCAGCAUUGGAGGAAUUGGAGCUCAGAAAGAGCGAAGCCGGCAAUGCUAUGGAAGUCAGUACAAGGAUGUGGGAAAUUGAACGCCUCGGCCAUGAGGUUCAGGGUCGAGACGCCACACUAGUGGCAUUGAAAAUGACUACCAGAGUGACGAGCAAAGCGGUGAAGGAUCUGGAGAAAUCACAGCAUCAGCUUCAAGAGCAAGACUUCGCCGUGGCGAAACUACAUGCGGAUGUCGACCUCCUGCAAGAUCAGAAUGGCCGCUAUGAAGCGGUGGUGAAAGAAUGGAAGGUUGGCGUCAUGCGUGACCGUGGUCGCUGCCUACUAACGGCCCUCAUCUAUCCCAUCAUUGGCAAGGAAUAUGCCGUCCGCUUGGAUCGAGCUACGUCUUGCCCGGUCUGCCUGGAGAGGUCGCUGAAGCCGUGGCUGCAAAGGUAUCCGAUGUACCGCCAGAGUCAAUCGGAGAACGAAGCCCACAUAAUCGCAGCGGACCAGGGCGAAGCUCCCCACCCAGCGUACACGUGCCCUGAGUGCCGGGCAGAAGUCAAGAGCGCACCUAUAAGAGCACACUCGUUCGAGGAUAUCGUCGCAUUGAUUGCUAGACUCUUGGGAGACGAAUCAUCCGACGGGCGCGAAACCGCGAGUGCGGAGGGCGACCAUGGUCACUCUGGUGCCGGCCUCGGGCGCAGCGCCUUUGACGAGUUCUUCCCGGUCUAG
This is a messenger RNA of Fomitopsis serialis, 909 nucleotides long. RefSeq lists its product as uncharacterized. The transcript is spliced from 8 exons. The coding region runs from base 1 to 909 and encodes 302 amino acids. The record is from RefSeq and is a predicted model, not a curated record. NCBI's taxonomy places the organism in Eukaryota, Fungi, Basidiomycota, Agaricomycetes, Polyporales, Fomitopsidaceae.